AUGGGAGACAGUUCAUCUAUUCUUAUUAUCAAGAGUGGUGCUCGGAGCUCAGAAUCAAGACUAAGUACUCUUCACCAGGACAUCCCCAAAGCCAACAGGAAAGUAGAAGCGACCAACAAAACAUUACUUAACAUUCUGAAGAUGAAACUAGGAGGCCAAAAAAGGGAAUGGGCUGAAGAACUUCUGAGUACAUUGUGGGCAUACCGAACGUCCGUAAGAACCCCAACAGGGGAAACUCCUUUCUCCCUCGUCUAUGGAACAGAAGCCAUGAUCCUGGUUGAAGUGGCAAUACCUACAAAUCGUAACGACGAACGAUUGAGAGAGAACUUGGACUUUUUGGAAGAAAGGAGGGAGGAAGCUGUAAGCCGAGCGGCAGCCAACAAGUGGAGAGUUGAGAAGUAUUUUAACAAACGAGUUCAGCCCCGUAAUUUCAAAGUGGGGGACAUGGUUUUGAAACAAACAGGGGUUACUACUCAGGAUGAAGGCAAUCAGAAGACCUGGUUCGUACCGACUUAA
Juglans microcarpa x Juglans regia is the source of this 516-nucleotide messenger RNA. RefSeq lists its product as uncharacterized. The record is from RefSeq and is a predicted model, not a curated record. Lineage: Eukaryota; Viridiplantae; Streptophyta; Magnoliopsida; Fagales; Juglandaceae. Gene Ontology annotation, molecular function: nucleic acid binding. Bases 1 to 516 code for a protein of 171 amino acids. The transcript has a single exon.